GUGAGACCUGGCUGCUUCAGUAGCAUUCUGCAGCAAGUCCUGACAACUCCUAACAUUCCCACAGACACUGAUCAGCUUCUGUUGGGGUCUGGGCCCACCUGUCAGUGCCACAUUCUCAUCAGCAUGGAGAACUUGGCAUUGCCCAUCAGUUUCUCAUUUGAAUUUUCUGAUCAACCUCAGAGCUUUUGGUUAAACCCUGAGUCUUAGAGACGGAGGAAAAGUUGUGUGUCUACAGCAGGGAACCAUCUGGAUGAGAGGUGAAGAUGUGCAAGGAGGCAGACUUGGACUUUCUUAUGCUUUGCUUUAUGUCAUGAGACAUUUGGGUCUGCAGGCAGAAGCCUGCCUGAAAGUUGCUUGAUACCCCAAAACAUCUUCAGAAAGUCCUGGAAACUUCUGUACUAGUAGCAAACUACAUUUUUUAUUUCCUUAAAAAACCAAAAGCAGAGUUUCUGAUUCAUGUUACAGAAUCUUCAUUAGACUUUGAGCCAAUGGAAAAAUACUAGAUUCUUUUCAAACCUGAGCCUUGGUGGGCAGCCCCAGGACUAUCUUUUUGUGGUAAGCUGCAAUAGGAAGCAUAUGUGAUCAUAGAUUUGGACAUUUGUGUGUAUACACCUGAUAAUACUUCUCACAGCACAGUGCCAGUUGUACACACUUGUAACUUAGACCUUGCCUUAUAGGCCAUAUGUACAUUCACUUUUUAAAACCUUUUUUCAAAACUGCUUCACUUCCUGUGCUUGUUGUGCCUGUGAAACCCCUAGACGGCAACUGCUUCUUCUUCAUGUCUCUCAGGCUUUGGUGACCUUCAUAUACACCACCUCAGGAAAGUUACCAGUGUGAUACCCAGAACUUAAAGAUCCUGGAAGGGCAGGUGCAAAGUCAUAUGAGCUCAUAAUUAUUCAGUUGUUUAGUUGUAAGUAAUUGUUGGGAUGGCUUCUCAACUCCUGAGUCUACUGAUUAAAAACCAUGAGUGCAUGCUGUUGCUGUCCCUAGGUAGCACACAAUUCACAGAAAUAUAGUGGUGCACUGUGUGGAUGACAUAACAUGGUUUGUGUUCAGAAAAGUAAAACAUUUUUUUCUCAAAUUAUUGAAUUUAGUUUCUUUUGGAGAAAUUUAUGAAAAACAGGCUGUAUCUGACUUUUUUUUUUUUACUUAGAAAAACAUGAAAAUUUUAGCUGUACUUUUACAAGCCAUUGAGUACACUUCUUUACUUAUAUCAUGGCAUUCCCUGAUUCCUCAGGUUAGUUUUAAAGUAAAGGAGCCUUGGUACUGUGGCUCUGAGUGACUCAGAGUACAACUUCAGUGAGUACUGGUAGAUUCCUGAGUGUGAGGUCCUGCACUAACACAAUGCAAGUCAGCUGCUUUCAAAUUCUCAUGGUCAUUAUGCCUAUGUCAGUUAAUGCCAGGCUCUGCUUUUUACUUGAAAUUCGUCCUUUGGGCAGACCAAGUGAAAGAGAGACCCGAGAGCAGUUUCCACUGCAGUCCCUUUCGGGGCACACCAUUUGCUGAUACAUCCAAACACAGAGCUCCUGGCUAAUCUGUAAGUUUUACUAGAAAUAAAGAUGGUUGCUUUGCUGUGCCCAGAACAAGUUGCUGUCCAGUGUUCUCAAUCAGGUUUCCUUCCUGCUGGUCCUGGGAGGCACCCAAAGGUGCUGGACCUCAGAUCCUGGCAACCUCUGAUACAGUGACUUCUGUCCUACUCAUUGGUUUAUGCCUUCCAUCUGACAAGUGGGUAGCCAUUCCAGCUUUGAUCUGGAAGUUCCAACCCCCAUUGAGACUUCGGCAACUGUCACGCCUACAAGGUGGGGCCAAGGGAGGCGCCUGGAGACCUGAGAUCUGGAUGGGCGGCGCACUCACUCAGUUCCGGGACCUUGGACGGUGAAGGUGGGCCAAGCAGAGCUCCAGAGAACACCGCUGGACUGCGAUACACCUUCCCCAGACCCCGCGACCUACCUAUCCCUUAACUUGUAAGUUACGCCAUUAAAUAAAUCUCCUUUUAACAGCGUGGAGUGGCCUUAAUAAUUUCACCAAUAUCUGGCGCUCACGUGGGGCAAAUUCCAAAGGCCUGGGUGGCUCCCAUCCUCAGCCUCCUCCCUGGCUAGUGGGUACCUAAACCCACCUGCAAAGUUCCAUAUAACCAGGGAACGCCUACAUGGUUCCAUUCCCGAAAAAGGGAGCAGCUAGUCCGGUCUCAGUUCCCUAGCUUAGCCCCGAGACCAGUGAAAGAGGCACUCCCCGGCUUCCUGAGUGCCGGCUCCGGCUCACACCAUCUUGACUCCAGCGAGCUGCAGUCAGCCAAGAUCACCAGCAGGCCCUGCUUUGGAGCUGUACCAACGCCACCUGCUGGCUGAAAAGUGCUAUUACACCCUCAAAAACCACGAAAGGUAAGCAUAUUGUUUCAAGUAAAAGUACUUGAUAAUUUUACACCUUAAAAUUGACUAACAAAUUUUGAGUAAUUCUUGUAAUAUGGCUGACAACAUUACCUCACAAGAAUUUGAAAACCUUUUUGCCUGUAUGAUGAAUGACAUCUUCCUGGAAAUAUACGACCUUCCUAAAUCAUAUCUGGCCUGUACCAUUUUGGCAUUCAUCGUAAUAAUUCACACAGUGUUCAAACACUGGUUUAAUAACAAGAACAAAGAUGAGUCAUUAUUGGGACUGAUACAGGAUUUAAAAAAUAGCAAUGAAGGCUUACAGAAAAAGAUUCUUUCUCUGGAAUCUGCUAACCAGGAUUUACAGGCUUUAAAAGAUAGCAAUGAAGACUUACAGAAAAAGAUUCUCUCUCUGGAAUCUGCUAGCCAGGAUUUACAGGCUUUCAAAGAUAGCAAUGAAGGCUUACAGAAAAAGAUUCUCUCUGGAAUCUGCUUUAAAAGAGAGCAAUGAAAACUUACAGAAAAAGAUUCUUUCUCUGGAAUCUGCUUUAAGAGAUAGCAAUGAAAGCAUACAGAAAAAGAUUCUCUCUCUGGAAUCUGCUUUAAGAGAUAGCAAUGAAAGCGUACAGAAAAAGAUUCUCUCUCUGGAAUCUGCUUUAAGAGAUAGCAAUGAAAGCGUACAGAAAAAGAUUCUUUCACUGGAAUCUGCUGAUCAGGAUUUACAAAACAGGCUUGUACCAAAAAUUGAUCUUAUUGAUAAUAAAUGUGAAUAUUUAAUGGACAGAACACUAAUUCUCCAGACACUAUAUAAGGAAGAAAGAUUAUCAUUAAUUGAUAAGAUAAGGUCCAUGGAAUCAUGUGUUUCUGAGGAACAUAAAAACUUAUAUGAUUCCAUGAGAAAUCUGGAGUCCCUUGCCAGAGAGGAGAUUCACUCCCUAGAACAGGCCCUAGGUGCUCGUUUGCAAGCCUUAGAAGAAACUCUCAGUAAACAUGACAAGGGACCUAAUAAGCAGAAGGGCAAGACCAUAGAGGUUGUAACAUCUCCAAAUGGCUCUCACACAAUGGCUUAUCCUGUUAUCAUCCAUGAGAAGCCAGCAGAUGACACACACCCCAAGCCAUAUAAUACAUAUAUAUUACAACCAAUUUCAACAAGGGACUUUAAAAAUAUAAAGGAAGCAGUAGUUACCUAUGGGAUACACUCCACAUACAUAAGACAGAUGUUAAACUCGUGGUCUACCUCACAUAGAAUCAUCCCAGAUGACUGGCAUCAGUUAAUUUCAGCUGUUCUAGAAUAUAGCCAGCAGCUACAGUGGAAAAGCUGGUUGAGAGAAGAGGCAAAAAAUUUAGAACAACAAGGUAAAAUCAGAGGUUUUGUGAUCUCCCAAGAUCAAAUACUUGGUGAGGGAUGUUUCGCUGACAGGAAUGUACAAGCCACUUAUGAUGAGCAUACAAUAUCCCUAUGCCGUACAGCAGCUCUAAAUGCUUGGGAAAAAAUUCCAGAACCUGGAAAACCAACUGAGGUAUACACAAAGAUAUUUCAGGGACCUCACGAACCCUUCACCGAUUUUUUACAAAGGCUGAACACAGCUAUAACAAAAGCUGUAUCAGAUAAAGAAUUAAGAAAAGUAUUAACUGAGUCCUUGGCAUUCAACAAUGCUAAUGCAGAAUGCAGAAUACUCACACCAUUAAAGAUCAGAUCAGCUCCUUUGGAAGAAUGGAUUCAGUAUAUUAAUGGUGUUGAGUCUCGUAACUACAGUAAUGAGGCUUGGAUAGGAGAGACAAAUCCCAGAGGUGAAAGAAGGCCCCGUGUUACCAAAUGUUUUAAAUGUGGUACACCAGGUCAUAUAAGUAAAAACUGUAUGUGGGGUACUCCUAGAAGUAAUACUCCUUUUAGGAAUACUCUAAACAGGAGACCCCAACCACCUCCCGGAUUAUGUAGAAGGUGUGGCAAAGGCCGAUAUUGGACCAGUGAGUGCAGAUCAAAAAUAGAUAUAUGAGGCAACCUUUACUGGCGGGAAACACCUCAGGGGGCCUCUUGCAGGCCCCCAAAUCAAAUGUAGUACGAACAUUCCCAGUCACUGUGGAAGAAAUUCCUCUCCAGGACAACUGAAUAAACCAAUGCCUAAUGUAAAAACCAAUACUGCAAUGGAUGAUAAAACAGCUCUGAUAGGUGGAUCACAGUUUACAAAGAACACUAUAAAACAAAUAUUUUGGCAGACUUCCGUAAAUGAACAAAGACCAAAGCUUAGGAUUCGAAUUAAUGGCCUGGUUCUGGAGGGCCUGGUAGACACAGGUGCAGAUGUGACUAUAAUUACACCAAAAUCAUGGCAUCCGAAUUGGCCUCUUCAAGAGGUAGAUGUCCAACUUUUAGGGAUUGGCACCCUAUCAAAGAUAAAACAGAGUUCGAGAUGGGUUGAAUGCAUAGGGCCAGAAGGACAGAGAGGAAGGCUGAAGCCAUAUGUAGCAAAUGUAGCAGUAAAUCUUUGGGGCCAAGAUCUGUUACAACAGUGGAAUACCCGGAUUAAAAUUCCUACACUUUCAGAAAAGGAAUACAGACCAAUGCAUGUUUCUAGGAACAAUAUCAUGACAUGCUAUAAAAAUCAGUCACCAACCAUUCAGGCUGUUCACAAACAGAGCACGACUGCUGUUGAACUCUCAGAAGUACCAACUGCCUUACCUUUAAAAUGGCUAACUAAUAAACCUGUCUGGGUUGGACAAUGGCCUUUGACAAAAGAGAAGCUACAAGCUUUAGAACAGCUGGUUCAAGAGCAGUUAAAUGCCCAACACAUUGAAGAAUCUACCAGCCCUUGGAAUUCUCCUGUAUUUGUUAUUAAAAAAAAGUCUGGUAAUUGGAGAAUGCUGACAGAUCUGAGAGCUAUUAAUAAAGUAAUUCAGCCAAUGGGCUCCCUGCAGACUGGGAUGCCCUUGCCCUCUCUUCUACCUAAAGAAUGGCCUAUAAUAGUUAUUGACUUAAAAGACUGUUUCUUUACCAUACCCUUACAAGAAAAUGAUAGAAAAAAAAUUGCCUUCACAGUACCUAAUUAUAACAAUUCUCAGCCAGUCAAGAGAUAUCAAUGGAAGGUCCUCCCACAGGGAAUGUUAAACAGCCCUACUUUGUGCCAAUACUUUGUGCAGAAACCAUUGGAGAUAAUUCGUGUAAAGUUUCCACAAUCUAUAAUUUAUCACUAUAUGGAUGAUAUCCUAUUAGCUGAUCCAAAAUUAGAUACAUUAGAAAGCAUGUUUGAAGAAGUAAAAAAAGUUUUGCCUCGCUGGGGACUGCAAAUUGCUCCUGAAAAAAAUACAAAGAGGAGGUUCUAUUAAUUACUUAGGAUAUAAGAUAGAGCUACAAAAAAUUAGACCCCAAAAGGUACAACUAAGGAGAGAUCGAUUGAAGACUCUUAAUGAUUUUCAAAAGUUAUUAGGAAGCAUUUCCAGCUUACUGGGUAUCAUGGGAAUACCCAAAGAUGGACUACAAAAUUUGGCUAAUACUCUAGAAGGGGAAAAAGAAUUAAAUAGUCCAAGAGAAUUAUCAGCCGAAGCUGAGAAGGAAUUGGCUCUAGUAGAAAAGACAAUUCGAGAAGCACAUGUGGAUCGUGUGGAACCAGAACUUAAAUGCAUUCUUGUCAUAUUCCCCUCCAGACAUUCCCCAACAGGUAUUUUGAUGCAGAGGGAAGAUAUUAUAUUGGAAUGGAUAUUCCUACCACGUAAACCAAAUAAGAAAUUAAAGACUUAUAUAGAAAAGAUCUCUGAUUUGAUUCAAAAAGGUAAACUAAGACUUCGCCAGUUGACAGGAAUGGACCCAGGAGAAACUGUAGUACCUUUAACUAAUGAAGAAAUUUCAUCACUAUGGAAAGAUAAUGAAUACUGGCAGAGAGCCUGCAGUAACUUUUUGGGAGAGAUUAACAACUAUUAUCCCAAAAGCAAGAGAAUAGAAUUCAUAAAGAAGACCGAAUGGGUCCUUCCUCACAUUGUACGACAAAAGCCAAUUUCUGGAGUCCUCACAUUCUAUACUGAUGCAAAUAAAUCAGGGAAAGCAGGAUAUAAAUCAGGAGACUUAAGUAAAGUGGUACAAAGUCCAUACAGCUCUGUACAAAAGGCAGAACUGUAUGCCAUUCUUAUGGUACUGAUGGACUUCACAGAACCCCUCAAUAUAGUCACUGACUCUCAAUAUGCAGAGAGAGUUGUUCUACAUAUUGAAACUGCUGAAUUUAUUCCUGAUAAUACAGAAUUAACUUCAUUAUUCAUACAAUUGCAGAAAAUCAUCAGAAAAAGGGAACAUCCUAUAUAUAUAUAACACAUAUCAGAUCCCAUACAGGUCUGCCAGGACCUCUAGCACAAGGUAAUGAUGAGAUUGAUCAGUUACUAAUAGGUAAUGUGCUAGAAGCUUCAGAAUUUCAUAAGAAAUACCAUGUAAAUAGCAAAGGUUUGAAGAAGAAUCCAUCACUUGGCAACAGGCUAAGGAUAUUGUGAAAAAAUGUCCUACUUGUUCCAUCUAUAACCAACUUCCAUUACCUGCAGGGAGCAAUCCAAAAGGUAUACAAAGAAAUGAAAUUUGGCAGAUGGAUGUGUUUCAUUUUGCAGAAUUUGGAAGAUUAAAGUAUGUACAUCAUACCAUUGACACCUAUUCAGGAUUUCAAUGGGCAACUCCUAUGAGUUCUGAAAAGGCUGAUUCUGUGAUUACACACCUAUUAGAAGUUAUGGCCAUCAUGGGAAUACCUGUACAAAUUAAGACAGACAAUGCCCCAGCAUAUGUCUCCAAUAAAAUGAGACAAUUCUUUGCUUUUUACAAUAUAAAGCAUGUUACAGGUAUACCACACAAUCCCACAGGCCAAGCAGUCAUAGAAAGAUACAAUCGAACUUUAAAGGAUAUGCUAAAUAAACAGCAACAGGUAACAAUGACUCCUAGAAAUAGACUGCAUAGUGCUUUAUUAACCUUGAAUUUUCUCAAUGCUGAUGAGAAAGGAACAACAGCUGUGGAGAGACAUUGGAUGACAGACAAAACUCCUGAGCUAAACCAACCGGUUUAUUUCAAGGAUGUGCUGACCUCAGAAUGGAAACCUGGAUAUGUUCUACGUUGGGGAAGGGGUUUUGCCUUUGUUUCUGCAGGAGAAGAAAAGCUAUGGAUACCAACAAAAUUAAUAAAAAUUUGAUUCGAACAGGAAAAACCCCUUGAUGAGGAGAAGUAAAAGAUCAUCCACCAAUGUGACAUCUCUACAAGUUGUAAGAAAAAUUUAACAAUCAAAGGUUGGGGUAAGGUUCUGUUUUUGUCUUUCCAGGAUAAUGGAAAUACCCAUCUUCCAAAAAUCAUAAGGCCUUGGAUAUCCGGAUGUUUACAGCAGAAAGAAAGAAUCUAUUGGUACCAAUCUACACACGGUAAAAUCUCACUGUCUAACAUCUAUCUCUCUAUCAAUCUAGAAAAGUUGUGGUUCCAAUUCAAUUAUAAGCCAAGCUGGCUUUGGAGAUGGAAUUGGCUCACUCCUUCUCUAAACCCAAGCACAUUGCUAAAAGAAAAGUUUGAGAGAUUCUUCAGUCCCAUAUCAGAAGAGCCCUCUGGUGUGGGACAGAAGGAAACCAAUAAAAAGGGACCAUUGUCUUCUAGAUUCUAAUUCUCUCCAUGCUUACUCUUGAUUUUUCAGAAUCCUUUCUUAUAUGCUAUGUCCUCUUUAAAUCCAAAUCUUCCAUUUUGAUAACAAAUAAGUUUUUCUAAUAGCAAUCUCAGAAGUCUCCAGAAGGAAGAUGGGGCCCCAACAACAACUCUACCCAAUCCAGAAUGAUGCCAUGGUAAUCAUCAUCAUACUACACUUCUUACCAGAAUUUCAGACAAUCUUACCCAUUACUCUAAGACUUGCUGCAGAACCUACAGUUAGUCUAACUGAGAUUUAACUAUCUGAGCUUUCUCACAGUACCCAACAGAGAUAACAUCACCCCCUAAACAGCAGGAAGCAAUUCUAAGAAAACGACGCCCCUUCUCCCUUAGGUUUCAUGAUUCUCAGGGUUAUGGAUGAUGGUUAUAGGGUUGGGGGGUGGAAGAAAAUAUUAAACUCAGUAUUCUAAAAAAAAAAAAGAAAGAAAAAAGGGAAAAGAAGAAAUGGAAUGGAUAGGUAUAAGAUAUUAUGGUAGAUUAUUGUGUAUACUAGUAAACAAAUUUAGUAAAAUAGCAGCCUUAAAUAAUUUGCACUGUAAUUUGCACUGUUAUGGAUUCUUAUAUGUUGACACAAAUGUAAACUAUUUUUAUAUUCCUGUUUAAGAUAAUUUGUAUAUUGAUACAAAUACAGAACUAUAUUUGUUAUAAUGUACAUAUAUUUCUACUCUUAUUCAAAAUAUUUGUAUAUUGAUACAAAUGUAAAUUUAUAUCUGUCAUACUUUAUGUAUGUUCUACUUCUGUUUAGGAUAUUCGGUAUAUUGAUAUAUAUUUAAGAUUAUUGUCAUAUUGCAUAUCACACAACAUACUCCUACCUCUGUUAUAAAUAUUGAUAUAUAUUUAAGAUUAUUGUCAUAUUGCAUAUCGCACUAUAUACUCCUACCUCUGUUAUAACAUCUUGUGUAUUGUCACAAUUUUGAAGUCAUCGUUCUUUACCAUACACUCGCUUAUAGACUGUUUACCUUGUUUACGUGAAGCCUUAGUCCUUAGGUUAUUUCGGUAGAUAAGACUUAUAGAUUUAUAGUCACCUAUGCUUGUCAUCUCUAUAGUUACGUUAGUUAGGUUAUCCAGAUUUACAGAUACAUAGAUCAGAUGGACAGGUAAUCUUCAAACACUUCAUAGACCUAGAGAAAAUGGCAUUUAAAUAACUUAGAAUUCUGUUGACGUGAGACACAAUUGCUCCUGGCUGCACCAAUUUGAUCCUGAGAGAAUGUUGGGCUUCUAAGACAUUUCCAUUUGGAAGUUUGUCUUCUUGGCACAAAAUGGCCUACUGGGCAAAGAACUGCCCUUGCCUCGACAGCUGACAGUACAAAUUCAAUGCUGUCCUUUCUGGACAAGUGGGACACAAGGAAAGCGACCACUGUACUCUGCCAAGACAGGGUAAGAUGGUCUUUCAGAAUUCCUGCUUCGGAAAAUGGUCUGUCAGAUACUUUAGGCCUGUAGCCAAUUUGAAUGCACCAACAAUGCUGAGAAACAUUAUGUGACUGUCCAGGAUGCCAGCUGUCUCGGUCUACUCUUGCAAGAUUCCCAAAAGUUGCUUGCAUCCAUCUACCAUUUCUCAGUUACCGUUAUAUUCCUUCUCAGGUCUUUGAUGGGAUUGAAGACUAGCAGUUAUAGUUACAACUUAGUAGAUAGAACAUAUUAAGUAUUAGAUUCAGGUUCUUUAGGAUAGGACACCUUUUGGAAUGAUCUUUGUAACAUGCCAUUUACCUAUGCUCUAUACUUCUCUGGAUUUUAGUAUGUGUUUCUUGCUUGAUAUUGUUUGCAUUGGUUGUAGUUCCAUCUUAUCUAGGUCAUUAUCCCUCAUUAUUCCUGGACAAUAUUUGAUAACCAUUCCUUUGUAUAUAGUCUUGUAUUAGGUUAGAACCUUCUUAUUUAGACAAAAAGGGGGAGAUGUAGUGGGUAGCCAUUCCAGCUUUGAUCUGGAAGUUCCAACCCCCAUUGAGACUUCGGCAACUGUCAUGCCUACAAGGCGGGGCCAAGGGAGGCUCCUGUAGACCCAAGAUCUGGAUGAGACAGCGCUCUCGCUCGGUUCUGGGACCCUGGAUGGUGGAGGUGGUCCAAGCAGAGCUCCAGAGAACACCGCUGGACUGCGAUACACCUUCCCCAGACCCUGCAACCUACCUAUCCCUUAAUUUGUAAGUUACGCCAUUAAAUAAAUCUCCUUUUAACUACGUGGAGUGGCCUUAAUAAUUUCACCAAUAACUUUGACUUUAUCAGAAGAAGCCCUUCUGUGGUUUGAAGCUUCCUUGUUAAGCUUAGGAUGUGACUUUUGUGAAGGGGCAAUUUCCCACAUUUACAUCUGAUUAUUGUGCCUCUACAAUAAAUAGUUACCACAUAUAUACCUUGACUAUGGAUACCCAGUAAUCUAGUUUGGGUAAUUUUAUGUGAUUUUUGUGCAUUUUAUCAAUAUACAGUAUCAAACAUAUUUGCAUUUGCACCACACACCUGCUAUAUUCUGUCUCCUUGCACUACUGCUAGGCAGAGACUGGCCAGAGUGCUCUAGUGCUGAGCAAUCCAGGGUUACAUGGUCAUGGUUUGAUAUGUAAUCGUUUUUUGUUUUGUUUUUUUAAAAGACAGGGUCUCAGCCAGGUGGAGGUGGUGCACACCUUUAAUCUCAGCACUCAGGAGGCAGAGGCAGGUGGAUCUCUGAGUUCUAUGUCAGCCUGGUCUGCAGAGUGAGUUCCAGGACAGCCAGGGCUACACAGAGAAAUCUGUCUCAAAAGCAACAAAACAAAACAAACUAAACAGACCGGGUCUCUUGCAUCCCAGGCUGGCCUCUGCAGCCCAGGAUACAGCUUGCCAUCCUUGCUGAGGAUGUAGCUGAGGAUGAUCUUGAAAAAUUGAAUCUUCUUGCCUACUUCAAGUGCUGGGAUUACAGGCAUGCAUUGCUGUACCUAGUUUAUGUGGUGUUGGAGAUUGAUCUCAGGAAUGUCUGCAUGCUGAGCUCUCCAUCCCCAGCCCUAAUAAGUGGCCUUUAUUGUAAUAAACUCCAUCCUAGAGUUCUGGUACUGGUGGUCAGGAUUAGGAAUACAUUUAGGAUUAGUUACACUUGAGUAUCUUUUUAGUGAAGUUGAAAUACUCAUGUGAGUUUCUGUUAUUUUAUACUUUAAAUUUCUUCCCAUGUUUGCUAGUUUUGUGGAAACUAAUUUCAGUUACAUUUUGGUCUUUAAUGGCAGCAGGCUGUAUAUAUGAGACUCUUAAACUUUAACCUGAUUUCCAUGUAUGUGGAUGCCUUCCUCCUCAGUGUUUUGAGCCUGGUGAUACUUUAUCUUCCAAUGUCCACUUUUAAAUUACUUUUCAUAUCAAAUGCCGGUUUCAUUAGCUAGGUCUGUUAUUUCUCUCCUAUCUGUCUGUCUGUCUCUCUGUCAGACCAGCUCUGGUCUCAAACUCCGUAUCCUCCAAUUUCUUUCUCCUGGAGCUGGGAUCACAGGACUGGAAGACUGCCUGCUGGGGAUCUGAAUGUGAGUCCUGAGGCCUGGCAUCAAACACCUUACCAACUGAACAAUCUCCCAGCCCCACUUUUCCUUUUUUGCUUGUUUAUUUAUUCUGAGACAAGGUGCUGCUAUUAUGUAGGCUUGGGCUGGCCUUUGAAUGUGAGCUUCUUUUAUUUUAGCCUCCCACUAUAGGCCACUAAGCCUGCUCUCAUUUGUUUUUUAAUAUGAAUUUACUUUGAACAUUUUGUUUCAUUUUAAGUGUUCUGCAUCAAUGAAAUCCAAGAGUUUGUUAUAUAACAGGCAAAUUUAUCCAUUAUAUUUGAUGUCUUGCUAUGCUUUAAUUCCUCAUCACCUUUUCUAGUCAUUAUCCUCUCUUGUUGCUGCCUUCCCCUUUUCCUAACUUCUGUAGGAAUGUUUGUGUGUGGGGGGGCAUCCAUGUGAUGGUCAGAAGACAACCUUGGGUUGCUUUCCAGCUUGUUUGAGUCAGGGUUUCUCCAUGGCCCCCCGCACUGUGCUGGCCCUAGAACUUGUGCAGAGUCUCCAGUCUUUACUUCUGUCUCCUCAUCGGAGCUCUGGAGUUAUAAGUGUCCCUGCUAUGUUCUCUGGUUUUUACACUGGUUCUGGGGGUUUGAACGCAAGUCUUCACACUUGUACAGUAAGCUCUUUACCCACAGAAUCAUCUCCUUAGCCUGACAGGACUAUUUUUAAGUUAUUUUAUUAAAAGCAGAAAAGUCAAUGAAGAAGAAAUUUCUUCUUAAUUUUAGUGAAAUAAAAAUCAAUUCAUGUGUGACUCUGUAAUCUUGCACUACUUGCUGACCUAGCAGAAUUUCUAGCUGCUUGAAUCUUGGAGGACAGGAUGCCUGUAGAUUAGAAGUCCGUCUUCAGAUGAGCUGGCAAAAUUGGGAGGAUCUGUCAGAGUGACUAUGAGACAACCCUGAACUUUAUUAUUGUCCCAUCUUGUACUAAACGACCUUACCCUCCUACUGACCAGUCUAUCACAGUUGACAACUGCCAUGAGAAGACUGGAAAGAACUAUAAAAGAGUGCGCCUGGAUUCCCAGAAAGCCUCUGCCUCCCAAAGAACCAUCCUUUCCAUUUGUUCAUUUCCUCUAUUUGGCGUCUGUAACCUCCCAAUUCCAGCAGGCUGAGCAGAUUUACACACAUCACUCCCAUUUCUCCUGCCUUGACUGUGCAUAAGUUUCCUUGGUGUUCUGUGUUAUUGGAGACACAAUUUAGUAAGUUUCCUUGGUGUUCUGUGUUACUGGAGACACAAUUUAAACAGAACAAAAGGACCCAGUUUGGGGUAAGAAUUGAUAAUGGCAGUAGUUCAAAAAAAAUCAUAGAACACAAAUUCUUAUACAAAAAGUAACCCUAUGGUGAUGCAUACUUCUAAUCCAUAGCACUCUAGAGACUGAGGCAGGAGGAUCAGGAGUUGGAGGCUAACCUGGGCAUAGAGUUAGAAGAAACUGUCUCAUAAAAACAAAACUAACCAAACAAAAUUUCUCUUUUUGCUUUCAUCUCCACUAGCCCUGUAUCUUUCUCUACAAAGUACAAAGAUUUCUAUUGUCUUAAACAAUUGCAUACCCAGAUUCACCCAUUUCUCAUUUGUAUUCUGUGUUUGUAAUAUUGCAUACUUUGUUUUUAGCUGAAUUAUAUAUCAUGAAAAUAUUUUCCAGCUUAUCUACCUUGGGCUUUGUAACUGCUGUGCAGUUUACCCUGGUUAUAUUUUCUUCCUUUUUAAAAUAACUAUUGCUGUGGGCACAGCCCAGUAUCUGUGCAUAUACUGUAGGAUAAAAUUUUAGUGGCAGUCAGCCAGUGCCAGGUUCACUAGUGGCUGUAGUCCAUUUCCCCCUUCAUUAGCACUGGAGAAUGUUGUCAGGCUUUCUAAUUCUUGCCAAUAUCAUAGGUCAAAUCGGUUCUUGUUUUAGCUUUAAAUAUAUGGUGCAUACCUGUGAUAAUGCAUUAAGAAAAUGUGCUUCUAGAAUGCCCUUUAAAUGUCCCUUAAAUCACAAAUACAUUUCAUGAUUUGUCAUUAGUCUCUGCAGUUUUUUUCUAUCUAUAAAGACAUUUUGACAA
Molecule: messenger RNA, 13519 nt
Organism: Peromyscus californicus insignis
Lineage: Eukaryota; Metazoa; Chordata; Mammalia; Rodentia; Cricetidae
Gene: Lmbr1
Product: limb development membrane protein 1
Exons: 3
Coding region: 2750-4363 (537 amino acids)
Biological process (GO): viral process; signal transduction
Molecular function (GO): transmembrane signaling receptor activity; zinc ion binding; nucleic acid binding
Source: RefSeq, a predicted model, not a curated record